CUAGCCUGCAAGAAAGAAAGGAAGGAGUCUUCAAAAUUAGUAGAAACUGCUCCUCCCCGCUCUCUUCUUCCGAUUCCCACUCCUUCCCCUGCCAGUCCAGCACCGCCCUCCACGGGAGGUACGGGGAGUCCUCCUCCAGGAGACUCAGGUGGUAAAGAUUUAUCCUGCUGGGAAGUAGAAGAGCACCUCAUUAAAAAAGAUGCCUCCCAAGUUCAAGUGUCACCUGAAUGAUGAUGAUGUCGCAGGUUCUGUGAAAAGUAAAAGGAGAAAUCUUUUAGAAGAUGAUUCAGACGAAGAAGAGGACUUUUUUCUAAGAGGACCAUCUGGACCAAGAUUUGGACCUAGAAAUGAUAAAAUUAAGCAUGUUCAGAAUCAGGUGGAUGAAGUCAUUGAUGUCAUGCAAGACAGUAUUACAAAGGUAAUAGAAAGAGGGGAGAGACUAGAUGAACUACAGGACAAGUCAGAAAGCUUAUUGGAUAAUGCAACUGCUUUUAGCAACAGAUUCAAACAACUUCAAAGGCAAAUGUGGUGGUGCGGAUGCAAAAUAAAAGCCAUCAUGGCUUUGGUUGGUAUUACUCUUUUGUUAGUGAUUAUCAUUCUUAUAGUUGUGAAAUACCGUACUUGAUUUGAUGACAGAUCUUCAUUAAACAAAAUCUGGGACAAUAAUAAUAAAA
Messenger RNA from Cervus elaphus (red deer), 674 nucleotides. RefSeq names its product vesicle-associated membrane protein 4-like. Lineage: Eukaryota; Metazoa; Chordata; Mammalia; Artiodactyla; Cervidae. The transcript is spliced from 2 exons. Gene Ontology annotation, cellular component: membrane. Gene Ontology annotation, biological process: vesicle-mediated transport; Golgi ribbon formation. Bases 200 to 625 code for a protein of 141 amino acids. The record is from RefSeq and is a predicted model, not a curated record.